Messenger RNA from Schistosoma intercalatum, 2286 nucleotides. NCBI's taxonomy places the organism in Eukaryota, Metazoa, Platyhelminthes, Trematoda, Strigeidida, Schistosomatidae. The record is from the annotation of a GenBank genome assembly.
UAAUCGUUAUAUGAUGAAUCAGCAUACAAUCAUCAAUAGUAACCAUAGUAAUAAUAACAAUAAUAAUAAUAAUCCCUUGGAUACUAAAAUGACAAAAAAAUUUGGCACUCAUUCAAUUUCAUAUAAAUUACCAUUAUAUAAAAAUAAAUUAAAUCAACAUAAUUUAAUAUUAUUAUUGGCAUUUAUUGAUUUAUUCACAUGUGUUUUUAUAUUACCAUGGGAUAUAUAUCGUGUUGCUAAUUAUGCCUAUGAUGAAACUAUGCCUAUUUUAUCUAUAAAUGAUAAUAAUAAUAAUAAUCUGAAUGAGAAUAGUUCUUCUGGAGACCGUAUUGAUAUAAAUUCUAAUAAAGGAUUCUAUAUUAAUUAUCAAUUAAAUAUUAUAUUAACAUUAUUACGUAAUAUUAUAUUUGCAUGUGAAGGUAGUGUAUUAACUGCUAUUGCAUUUGAACGUUAUAUGAUACUUGUUAAACAAGAUCUAUGUAAAUCAUCUCUAUGUUGUCAUCAUUUAUUGACUAAUAAUAAUAAUAAUAAUAAUAAUAAUAAUAAUAAUAAUAAUAAUAAUAAUAAUAAUAAUAUCACUUCAUUAAUUCAUAAGGUUCCAUUGAUUUAUCAUACAAAUCAUCAUACUACUCAUUCGAAUGAAUUGACAACAUCAUCAACAUUGAUGAAUAUCACUAAUCAAAAAGAUAAGAAUCAUCGAUUCUGUUCAUUGAAUAGAUGUAUUACAUCAAUAUUGAUUAUAGUAAUUAUUGGAACAUGUUUAUUUGAAUGUAUAUUGAUUAUAUUGGAAUUAAUAAAAUGGAAUUGUCAAUUAACUGAACAAUUACGUGAAUUAAUUAAUCAAAUUUAUAUUCUAUUAACAUUUAUCUCAUUUAUUAUUAUUACAUAUUUAUAUGUAAAAAUAUUUAGAACAGUUAGAGAGAAUGAUUUAAGGAAACAACGAUGGUUAACUACUAUUCAUCAUCAUCAUCAUCAUAAUACAAAUUAUACAUCAAUGAAAUUAUUAAAUAAAUCCAAUUCAUUUUUACAAUCAUCUAUCUCUAAUAAUAAUAAUGAAAUAGAACCAGUAUUAAAGGUAACAAAUGAACAUGACACCAAUUCAAUAGUUAUAUUCAAUGAUCCAAAAAUACAUCAUUGUGAUACAACACAAUCUAGAAGAUAUGGAUUACCAUUUAGAUUAAUGAAACAAUUAAGUUGUGAUCACGUGAUUACAAAACAACCACAACCACCACCACCACCACCACAACAACAACAAGAACGAACACCACCACCACCACCAGCACAACAACAACAAGAACAAUGUUAUCAUCAACAUCAAUUAGAGACAACUAUACAAUGGAAUAUAUUAAAAAGACGUAUUCUAUUAAAAACACCAUCUAUAUCAACAUUAUUUGAACAUUCAAAAGCUAAAGAAGAAUCUAAUAAAUCUAUGAUAUCAAAACAUAAUAAUCAAUUUAUUGGAACAACAACAACAACAACAACGACAACAACAAUACCGUCUGCAAUAUCUCCAUUAUCUGUAAAUCGUUUAUUAUCUAAACGUGUAACACGUAGUCAUCGUACAGGUUUAAUGAUAUUUAUUUCUACUGUAAUCUUUUAUGCUACAUUAUUUCCUGUUUUAUGGGUACAUUUUAAAUUUUGGUGGAAAUAUACCAUCACCGCCAUUCCUACCACCAUUAUCCCUACCGCUACCAUCACGAAUAACUCUAUGAAUAAUAGUAUUGAUCAAAUCAAUCAAUUACAUAAUAGAACAAAAUUUAUUCUUAAUAAUCAAGAGAAUGAUGGAAGUUUUAUGACAACUGUACAUCAUGAAUUUUAUUAUGUCAAUAAUGCUGUGAAUUUUUUUAUUUAUUCAUUAUUUAAUCAAAGUUUUCGUGAAAGAUUAAAACGUUUACUUGCGAAAUAUUGAAUAUUGAAUACGCAUUAAAACAAAAUUAAUGAAGGAUUAUUCUUAUUCUUAUUAUUCUGUUUUAUAUAUUGACACAUUGAAAAGAAGCAAACAAACGAACAAACAAAUCAUUCAAUCAUUUUUGGUUAGUUCAUUUUUCUUCUUCUUCUUCUUCUUCUCUAACAUAACUACUCAUAAAUAUGAUUAUAUAAGUAGUUAAUUUAGAUUGAAUAAAAAAAAUAUGAUUGAUUGAUAUUGGAUGAAUAAUAUACUGAGAUGUUUGUCUGGUUAAAGUUGUCUUUUUAAUUUUAAUACAGAUUUACUUUUCUAUGAGAUGAAGUCCAGUGGAGAAGAAUUGGUACAACAAUUGGAUAGAAUUAUGAAGGAAGGUAUAGGAU